AUGCAGCUUCCGCACUUCCUUCUCCUCGCCGGCGCACUCGGUGCGGCCGCCCACCCAUCGGGUCAUAUGCACCUUCAUCGCAACCUUCAUACUAAGCGUGACGGCCCCGUUUUUGUCAAGAAUGUCCACAGCCGUCCCACCGUCAAGGCAACCUCGACGACGGUGGCACCUGCCCCCGCGGCGUCCACUCCGUCUGUGAAGUCCACUGAGACCUCUGCCACCGAAAGCACCUCCGACUCCAAUGAAUACAUCGCCUUCUGUGGUGGCGGCGCCUCGUCGAAGCGCGCGACAUACGCACAGAUCAUGUACACGGGCAACACAGGCACCGCAAACGGCUGCGCCUGGAACUCCAACCUGAUGGUGGUACCAAACAAUAUCGCCGACAAGUAUCAAUACGUUCAGGAGUACACCAACGUCGCAUCCGAGCCAUACCAGGUUAUCUGCGCCAACAAGAUGGGCGCCGACGGCCAGCUCACGGGCAUGUUCAAGGUUGACGGCCAGAACCCGCUGAUCUUCACGCUCAAGCCCGGCGAGACCAAGACUGUGGUUGCCGACGCCAACACGCAGGGAGUCUGCGCCUUUGCCCCGAACGAGGUCCCCACUACCAAGUACGGCCAAUAUGCUGGUGUCUGGGCUGAAUUCGACUUUGCCAACACCAGCAACAACGGAUGGUCUGGCGCCGACUGCUCCUCUCUGGUGGCUCAGGCUUACGACAUGGAUGUUCCCGGCUGCCGCAUGUCGCAGGGCGGCGUCGACUCAACCAUCUACCCCGGCGGCAAGGGCGACAACGCUUACACGAAGGGCAUGGAGGAUCUCGAUGGUAUUGGGCUCAACAUUCCUGCUGGAAAGACCACGGUCAAGGUUCUCGUUGGCUUUUCUGGCUAG
Messenger RNA from Canariomyces notabilis, 885 nucleotides. RefSeq lists its product as uncharacterized. The transcript has a single exon. Gene Ontology annotation, molecular function: IgE binding. NCBI's taxonomy places the organism in Eukaryota, Fungi, Ascomycota, Sordariomycetes, Sordariales, Chaetomiaceae. The record is from RefSeq and is a predicted model, not a curated record. Bases 1 to 885 code for a protein of 294 amino acids. Gene Ontology annotation, cellular component: extracellular region.